AUAUAAGGAGAGGCGGGAUACAAAUAAAUAUUAUUUAUUAUUAUUAUUAUCAAAUCUGCAAAAGUCAAAGCUGCAGAUGUGGAGGGCCAAUUGUAUCAUUUUUUGUGUAUAGGUCAAGCUUCUUAGAUUUCAUUGCCCUUUAUAGAGAGCCCUUAGAGGGCCUCCAUACAGCAAUGACUUGUAUGGGGCAAGUAUAUAAUGGAGUUGCUUGGUAGGCUUGGCUUCUUGGCAGCCAGUCAGAGUUCAGGUAGACUCCCGGGGGGAGUUUGGGGGGGCUCCCAGGCAAUUACAAUACUGUAUAUAAAAGCAGGAAGGACUGAGAGGUUCUUCAUUGAGAAUCAGAUAAGGAAUCUGACUGGCAGUCAAAGAGGGAUUCAUACAGGAGAGGGGUUAGUCCAGAGGGGAAUGUGAUAAGCCUGCAAGGGUAUGCUAAUAUAACCACACUAGGUUAACCGGUAUCUGUGUGACUGAAUUCCAAACAUUGUAAAUGAAGGCAAGCAGGCGGCUUAAGGUAUGGAAUUGAUAAGGGGAAGACACUUGGGAUCCUAACCUUUAUAUACUUGGGGAGAAUGAGCAGGGUAAGGGCCUUAUAUCAUGAAAGUUCAAAGGUAACUUCAAGCAUAUAAGGAAUGUUGUGCAAAAACCUCAAUCAUUUAUUUUGUAUCCCAGUGUAAAUUCAGGCUUGAUUUUCACUCAGAGCCAUUUAAUUGACUAUAUAAAUGUGUACUUCAUUUGUACUUACUGCAGGUAUGCAUAGGUCCAGAAUGGUCUCCAGAUGUAGGGAGAGAGGAGAACCGACAUUGAAAGCUUUCUCCAUGGAGGAAAUUGCAGGAAGAAUGACCUUGGAACAGAUUACCUUUUGGGAUAUUGCUAUAUAUUUCACAGAGGAAGAAUGGGAACUGUUGGAUCAGAACCAGAGAUUUUUGUACAAGGAGGUCAUGAUGGAAAAUAAUGAGAAUAUAUCUUCCCUGGGAGACCAUGUGAAUCCUCAGAGAAGCCACAUAGGAGAGAAGCCAUACAAAUGCCAGCAGUGUGGGCAAUGUUUUGUUCGCAAAGCACACCUUCAAAGACACCAAAGAGUCCACACAGGAGAGAAACCAUACAAAUGCCAGCACUGUGGGAAAUGUUUUGCUCAGAUGUCACACCUUCAAGUCCACCAGAGAGUCCACACAGGAGAGAAACCGUACAAAUGCUGGCACUGUGGGAAAUGUUUUGCUAAGAGUUCUUCCCUGGUGAAGCAUCAGAGUCUCCUCACAGGAGAGAAACCAUACAAAUGCCAGGAGUGUCAGAAAUGUUUUGCUGACAAGUCAAACCUUACAAGGCAUCAGAGAAUCCACACAAGAGACAGACCAUACAAAUGCCAGCACUGUGGGAAAUGUUUUGCUCAGAGGUCUGAUCUUGUGCAUCAUCAGAAAGUCCACACAGGACAGAAGCCAUACACUUGCCAGCGCUGUGGAAAAUGUUUGGCUGAGAAGACUUCUCUUGUAAGGCAUCAAAGUCUCCACACAGGAGAGAAACCAUACAAAUGUCAGGAAUGUGAGAAAUGUUUUGUUGACAAGUACUACCUUUCAAGGCAUCAGAGAGUCCAUCUUGGAGAACAACCAUACAAAUGUCAGCAGUGUGGGAAAUGUUUUGCUCACAAUUCGGACCUUGUGCAUCAUCAGAGAGUCCACACAAGACACAGGCCUUACAAAUGUGAGCUCUGUGGGAAAUGUUUUGCUGACAGGAGUUCCCUUGUAAGGCAUCAGAUUCUCCACACAGGAGAGAAAUCAUACAAAUGCCAGGAAUGUGAGAAACGUUUUUCUGACAAGUCAAACCUUUCAAGGCAUCAGAAAACCCACACAGGAGAGAAACCAUACAAAUGCCAACAGUGUGGAAAAUGUUUUGCUCAGAAGUCAAAUCUUGAAACUCACAGAAGAGUCCACCUGAGAGCCCACACAGGAGAGAAGCCAUACAGAUGCCAGCAUUGUGGGAAAUGUUUUGCUGACAAUUCAGUCCUUUUGAGACAUCACAGAGCCCACACAGGAGAGAAACCACAUCAAUGUCAUCAUUGUGGAGAUUGCUUUACUCAGAGGUCAGUCCUUCUGACUCAUCAGAGAAUUCACACAGGAGAAAAACCAUUCAAAUGUCAGCAAUGUGGAAAGUGUUUUGCUCAGAAGUCAACCCUUGUGGCUCAUCAGACUGCCCACACAGGAGAGAAACCAUACAAAUGCCAGAAGUGUGAGAAAUGUUUUGCUCAAGGUUCAAAUCUUUUGGCACAUCAGAGAGUCCACACGGGAGAGAAACCAUACAAAUGCCUGCAGUGUGGGAAAUGCUUUGCUUACAAGUCAAACAUUGUGACUCAUCACAGAAUUCACACAGGAGAGAAACCAUACCUGUGCCAGCAUUGUGGGAAGUGUUUUUCUCACAAGUCAGAUCUUGUGACUCACCAGAGAGCCCACACAGGAGACAAACCAUACCAGUGCCAGCAGUGUGGAAAAUGUUUUGCUCGCAAUUCAGACCGGGAGAUUCAUCAGAGAGUCCAUACAGGAGAAAAACCAUACAGAUGUCAUCUUUGUGGGAAAUGUUUUGUUCAGAAUUCAUGCCUUCUAAGGCAUCAGAAUGUCCAUGACAGAGAGAAAGCAGAAAUCUAAAAUGCUUUUUGUUUGGAGAGAUCAUGCUUCUAGAUUCUGUCUCAUAAAAGUAUUAUGUAUUUAUUUCAUUUAUUUAUAUCCUGCCCUUUCCCCAAAACUGUGACUCAAAGCAGCUCACAACAUUUAAAAAAAAAUACAAUUAAAAGCAUGCAAAAAGUGUACAAUAUAAUAGAAUUAAAUUAUUACAUAGUAAAAGAAUAAAACACAUUUAAAAAGCUAAAAAUGAACAUGAACUUUAAAGCAACAUAGAAUAAAAGCAUAUGCAGACGAUCUGGUUAUAAUAGUGGAAAACCCUUUGAUAAGUGUGGGAAAAGCCCUUCAGUUGGUUGAGGUUUUUGGGGAAUAUGCGGGCUUCAAAAUAAAUAAGUCCAAAUCUGCAAUGGUGACAUGUAAUUUGGGAAAAACGAAACAAGAAAAUCUACAAAUAAGAACGGAAAUACACAUUGAGGAAAAAAGUCAAAUAUUUAGGAAUAUACAUAAUAAAUAAAAAUAGUGAUCUCUUUGAUAACAAUUAUAGCAAAAUUUGGCAAGAAAUAAAGAAAAAUUUGGAAACUUGGUCGAAAUUACAAAUAUCUUGGUUGGGUAGGAUUGCAUUGUUUAAAAUGAGUGUACUUCCCAAAAUAAUUUUUCUAUUUCAAAAUUUACCACCUAACGACCUAAUAUUUGGACAAUGGAAAAAAGAUAUAUUGAAAUUUAUUUGGACAAAUAAAAAAGCAGGAAUAAAGUGGUCAUCAUUAACAGAUAGUAAGGAGAGGAGAGGAUUAGGUUUACCCGAUCUCAAAUUACAGUAUAUUAUCACGCAUGCUGCAUAGAUUGGAUUUGGGAAUGGAUACAUUUAGAAAAUCAGAAUCUACUAAAUUUAGAAGGGUUUAACCUAAUUAACCUAAUACAAGGAGAAAAUAUACAGGUCUAUCCCAGAUUGGGUGUCCCCACGCGAAGCUUUAUUAAAAAGAACAGGAAUAGAGAGAAGAAAUUGGCUAAGAUAUAAAGAAAUUUUAAAAACAGAGAAGGGAAAAUUUUUAAUGAAAACAAAGAAAGAAUUAGAAGAAAAUGGUAUUAAACUAAAAUGGUUCUCAUAUUUACAACUGAGUGAACGAUAUAGGCUAGAUUAUAAACAACCAGGUGUGAGCAGGAAAGAAACUGAAUUAGAUGUGAUUAUUAGGGGUGGUAAUAGGAAAGGGCUGAUUUCAAAAAUUUGUAAAUUAUGCCUUAAAUUGGAAUUGGAAGAGGAAAGGAUGAAAUCGUGCAUGAUUAGCUGGGCAAAAAACAUAGGACACCCAAUAAAUUUGGAAAGAUGGGGAAAAGCCUGGGGAAAAGAUUUAAAGUUCACAUUAUGCAUGGAUAUAAAAGAAAAUGUAAUAAAAAUGAUCCAUAGAUGGUAUUUGACCCCUUCCAGAUUAAGUAAAAUAUAUAAAAACAACACAGGUAUAUGAUGGAGAUGUAAUGAGAAGGUUGGCUCUUUUUACUGCAUCUGGUGGACUUGCCCUAAGGUACAAACUUUCUGGUGUAGGAUCAAGGAAACUAUACAAAAGAUAUACCAAAUUGAACUAAAGUUGGAACCUGAGCUGUUUUUAUUGAAUAUGGUGGAUAGUAAAGAAAUUAGACAGUAUCUGAAACCAAUAUUGUAUUUGAUAACUAUUGGAAGAAUGUCAUUAGCUAAAGUCUGGAGAAACUCUGAAGUUCCCACAGUGGACACAUGGCUUUGUAAAUCGUUGGAAAUAGUAGAAAUGGAUAGGAUAACUAUGGCUUUAAAGGAAAAAUAUGAAGAGUCAAAAGAAAUCUGGGACCCAUUGUUAAAAUAUUGCAAAGACAGAUGGAAGAUAUAAUAUAACACCUUAAGUAAUCUCAACCUUUGGCAUUUCUACUUUCCAAGUUUAAACAAUAAUAUUGUAAUAUAGCAGUAAGGAUAUGAAAUAACGAAGAAAGCUUAAUGUUUGGAUGCAGUCUUAGUAGAUGAUUAAGAGUUAAAAAAAAGUACAAAUGUUGAUCAUAGUUACAGUUACAUUAUGUUUAUAGAGAGAAAUAAUUUUGAUUAGCCGUUAAGAAGAUAUUUACUGAAACUUGGAAUGUAUAUGAAAGAUUAUGAAAAAGCAAUAAUCUGUGUGUGUAAAUAUUUUAAAUUUAUUAAAGGUUAUUAUUAAAAAAUUAAAAA
Sceloporus undulatus (fence lizard) is the source of this 4785-nucleotide messenger RNA. Its product is annotated as zinc finger protein 420-like. The coding region runs from base 720 to 2633 and encodes 637 amino acids. Gene Ontology annotation, molecular function: DNA-binding transcription activator activity, RNA polymerase II-specific; RNA polymerase II cis-regulatory region sequence-specific DNA binding. Gene Ontology annotation, cellular component: nucleus. The transcript is spliced from 4 exons. Lineage: Eukaryota; Metazoa; Chordata; Lepidosauria; Squamata; Phrynosomatidae. The record is from RefSeq and is a predicted model, not a curated record. Gene Ontology annotation, biological process: regulation of transcription by RNA polymerase II.